Molecule: messenger RNA, 3938 nt
Organism: Stegodyphus dumicola
Lineage: Eukaryota; Metazoa; Arthropoda; Arachnida; Araneae; Eresidae
Source: RefSeq, a predicted model, not a curated record
CUUUUUUGAUCGCAGUCACAGUUCCCAUGUUGUAAGGAAACGGUAAUGUGUGCAAGCUCUAUUGGGGUGCCAUCCAGAAUGUAUUUCAAAAUCUUUAUUUUCAUUUUAGUGGUAUUUCCUGGACUGUUAGCUCAAAGAGGAUGCUCCAGAGACAGAAUGCGACAGUGCCUGGAUGGGCUCAGGCGUAAUGUACAAAGAAGGAUUAAUGAUAUGAAUAGGAUGGAUAUGACUGCUCACUGCGCGAAUGUCAGGGACGAUUUCAACUGCCUGUUGCAAGAGACGAAAUGCUUGACAACAGAUUUAGAGAGAAACAGCAAUGGAGACGCUUUAAGGAAUGCUCUCAAGUACAUUAGAGACGGAUGUGAUACUCCAGGAAACACAUGGAGAGACAGUAGCUGUUUCGUCGGAGAAGGCAUGAAAACCUGCGAAAGCUCGUACCCACUCGGAGGCAUACAGUUUACAUCUUACAAUCCUGAAACAUGUAGAAAAUUCAACCUUUUCCAAGACUGUGUGAUGGACGUCGUGCGUAACCGUUGCCGUCCCGAUGACGACCGUCUAUUGGGACAAUACCUUGUGGACAACGGACACGAUCUGGCCUGGAAUUGCGGAGAAUCCACCUCAACUUCUGACGCGGAUCGCACACGUUACGAUAGGGAUCGAACUCGAGACGAUCGCGAUCGUUAUGAUGAUCGCUAUAAUGAUCGGUAUAACGAUAGGCGAGAUGACCGCUACAGAGACAGAGACAGGGACAGAACCCAAGAUUCUUGGAGAAGCAACUACGGGAAUGUGGAAAGAGGUGGAAACAGGGACAAUGAUAGAUAUUCAGACCGUUACUAUCCAGGCGGAAGCGGUGGAUAUGGAGGAAAUGCUUAUUCAGGAAGCAGUGGAGACAUCACUUGCUGCCGGAACGAGAGAUGUGACAGGAGUCGUCUUCAGCAGUGCAGGGAUUCGUUGACUCGCACCAUCGACAGCCGAAUGUCGGGAUACCAGGACUCUAAAACAUGCAGAUCAGCACGUGAUAACUUCAACUGCCUGCUGUGGCAGACUGCGAACUGUGUGAGUCGGGAAGAAAAGGACAGAGACAACGAUUUAUUUAGACGAGCAAGGGACUAUAUAUCCAGAAAUUGCGACACUUAUGGAAGAUGGUCUGAAAAUAGCUGUUUUAAAACAACGGAAAUGCAGAGAUGCGAAAACAGUCUUUCAAGUACUAGAGGAGGAGCGAACUACGAAGCUUGUAGAGCUUAUAACAGUUUCAAGGACUGUAUGACAGACGAGUUGAUGAGACGCUGUACUAGAGAAGACGAGCUAUACCAAGGAGCCUACUUGGUGGACAAGGCUCAGGAAAUGGCUUGGCAAUGUGUUACAGACAGUUAUAAUGGCAGGAAUCAGUACUCUACUUAUGACAGAAAUGACAGAAGAGACCAGUAUGGAGCCCCAUACAGUGGGUACGAGGAAAACCCUCCACACCUCGAAGACGAAGAUGCAAGAUGUUAUUCGAGAAUGGACCCCUACGCUAGACAAUGCAAGAAAACAUUAGAUGACAAACAAAGAGAUCUGUAUACUGAAGAAAACCUUGAUAGAAGAGAGAAAAUAGUUUGCUGCUCAGCUCGAGAAUACCGUUCUUGCCUGUAUGAUGCAACGAGACGCGUGUGCCUCUCGGAGCGCAGUCGUGUUGUGGACUCUCUGAUGGGAAGAUACCGUUUGGAUCUCAGCAAGAGUUCUUGCAGGCAACUCUAUGAUAGCGACUGCAAUGCUGGCAAUCCCACAUAUGCCUCCCUCUUGUUAAUAAGUGCGUGCCUGAUUGUUCUAUCUGCACUUUUUAGCGUCCGAUUCUAACAAAUGAAAACUGUAUAAUAAUAUAUAUUUCAGCCAUAUUAUGGAAUUUGUAGAGUCAACGCAUUUCUCGAAGCAUCCUUCAUUUUUAUGUGAUUUUUUUAGACAUCCACAUUUCAUCUAUUUUUAUGUGCAUUGUAAAUAUGUGACAAGUGGUACAGGGAAAAAUUACUGACUGGAAAUUUUUUAUUAAAUGCAUUUUUGAUAGGUAUGAGACAUUCGAAUUCACGAAUCGGAAACUCGCACUUUUGCUAUCCGUUCUUCAUUCGAGUGUUUCGGAUCGUCAUCUUUUAAAAAAAAAAAAAAAAAAAAAAAAAAAAAAAAAAAAAGGAAAGAUUCGUUUUAUUUAAUAUUCACCGCUAAAAUAAUACCGGAAAAAUUACUUUUACUGACUGUUCACUAAAAUCUUUGGAAGGGUUAGUUUUAUUGACUAUUUUUCGGGCAAAAAAUUGGACACAUAAAUUUACUGUUCCAGUGUUUCUCAAACUAAGGUACAUGUGCCACUCAUAGUAUAAUAUAUUAUUUUUUAUGCUGCAGUUUUCACCCAAAGAUAAAAUGUAUCAUGUGAUCCAAAUUACUGUCAUUUGAAAGACUUCGACAAUGUUUGAGAAAGAAAUCAAACUCUUAUUUGAUUUCUUUCUCAAACAUUGUCGAAGAGCUAUUUAAAGAUGUAAAUUUUUCUAAACCAGUCUGAAUGUGUUCAAGUCCGUCAAAUAAGUUACAUGGCGAGGGCAAACUUAACUACGUUUCAUGACAUGAAAAUUUCAAAUUGAUACUUGUUCAUUGUAUGUUUAUUUUCACUCACUUUUUAUAACUGGUGCUUGAUGCAGUUUUAUAGUGUAGAAAAAAAAAGGAAAGCAAUUUUGCAUACUUCAAGAAAAUGAACAAAUUAAAAUUAUAGUGAUUAAAAAUGUAACGGUUAUUAUAGAAAUUGACCAGAAAAUUGUUGCAUAUCAGAUUAACUGAUGUCAGAUAUUAUAUGAUUUAAAAAAUAAAUUGAAGGCAUUGUAACAAAAAUAUUUAUUACAGUUUAAAAUUGCAUCUUUAUUUGUUUUAAAACCUUGAAAGCUUUAACUGGAAUUUGGUACGGAAAUCAAUGCUACAACAUAUUACGUUUUUCUCAUUUGUUCAGAAUACUGCCUAUCCUUAAAAAGAGCAAAGAAUGUAGUUAAUAAGCUUUUGCUAUAUGCUUUAGCUUUACCAUAUCCUUUCAACAUACUACAUAUAAGUCAAGCUAAGUAUCGAUUGUUUGAAAUAACAGAUACCUAGUAAUUACAUAUUUGCUAGUUAUUUAAUUAAUUUUUUAUCUUAUUUUUAUUACCAUAAAUUACAAAUUACUGUUUAUAAAUGUAUUCCAUUUUAUGUACAUAUUAACAGUUCAUGGAUUAAAUUUGUCACAACUUUUGUCGCACCGUUUUGCUCAGUAUGAUCCAUGUUAUUGUUUUAUUACAUCAAUCAUUCCAGGAAUUAUUCUUAUUUAAAAAAAAUAUCAAAUUGUUUGUUCUAUAUAUUUUUAUAGUAAUAGUCAGGCUGCAGUUAUCCUCAGGUUAUGAAGUUUCUGUUUUGAUCAGUUGUACAAAAUAAUCAUUUACCAGUUCCCUUUUGCUCACACAAUCAAAUCGUUAACUAAAUAACUCUGUAAAUAAAAACAUCAGCUUAUUCAUAAUACCUUCGCAAAAACAACCAUUAUUUGCCAUGUUUUCAUAGAACCCUAAAACGAGAAAAACACAUUUAUGUCAAAGGAAUUAUUGUUGUUUUAUACACUAUAUCACAGAAUGUACAAGUUUAAAAAUAUGACUGUCAUUUUUGAUGUGUUUAUGAAAAUAAAGUGUAUGAGUAAUUUUUUAUGUUGAAUACUAUCAUUUGAAUUCAGAAUAUAUGCCACAUUUCAUCUUUAAAAUUUCAACUCAAUUAUAUGGAAAGAUGUGCGUACAAUAAAGAACGAAAAUGAUUCAUUAUGGGAAGCACGUGGUGUUUAGUAAAAAUGUAAUUUGUAUUUGUUGUUAGGUAUAAGAAAUUAAGUUGUGUGUUGAUUUUUUAAUUUUUUUCUGAUAUUGUUGAAUUGUUUAAAAGGUUAUCAAUAAAUAUUGUGAUUUAUAUUUUAA